AUGCGUAAACGCGGCCUUGGUGGUCUAGUCGUCGGUGCAGUUGUUUUUCUGAUCUUCCUCGGUUAUCGGAUUGAUUAUAAAUACGACACUUUUUCCCAGUUGGUCGUGCGGUCGGAUCCCCUAAAGGAGAUCAAAGAAGGCUGUGGAUGUCAAGGGGAAAAUGUGAGGAUUUUUUUGCAUUCUUUGAAAUUUUUAGAAAGCAACGAUGGUUGAAAGUGGAAAGUGUAUAAAAGUCCCCAAUGAUAUUUGUUUUAAUUUUUCAUUUGUAUGUAUUAGACCCUGGCCACAAAUGGAUUCCGAAAAAUUUCAGCUCGGAAUUAGAAACCGAAUGAUUUUUUUAGUUUACAGAAAUGUGGUAGUCUCUGAAUGGAAUUGCAAAUUAAAAGUCGCCUUUAAUCAGAAAAAAAACUUGUUUUAGUUCUGUUUCCCCGGCUUGGACGAGUCUUUGAACCGAAAGUAUGGCCAACCUUUUCCUUGCGAAUACUACAAAUACCUCAUUAAAUUUCAUCUUACCGAAUCUGAUAUUAGCGGACUAAAAACGAAUGGAACCGACGAAAUUGAUGACAAUUGGCUCCCUGUGUUUGCCAGUGCCGUGUCGUCAAACCAUUUCUCGGAGACGCGAAGUUUUGUAUUGGAUAUUCGAAAAUGGGUGCCAAAUUCAAAAAUUAUUAUUUAUGAUUUGGGAUUGGAGCGAAAGGAGGUGACUUUUUACCCAUUUUUCUUCAGAUCUUCCAUUUUUUAGAUCAAUGAAAUCCAGUCCUGGUGCAAUGUGGAAUAUAGAAAGUUUGACUAUGCGAAUUAUCCUCCUCAUUUCCGGAAUCUGCUUAGUUACGCGUUUAAAAUAGUAAUUGCCGAGAUCUUACGGACAGAACGAAACUUUUUCUUCUAUGACAGCAGCGUGAGGCUUGACGAUAAUCUACAUAAGAUGAUUCCGAAAGCGAUCAAAGAAGGCAAAAUCCUGCCUUUUAUGAACUUUAACGCAGCUUGGCAUAGCGUUUACGCAACUCUCGCCAAUGGUAAGUGAUUGUUGUGAGCUUCUUAUUGAGCGUUUCCAGGCACCCUCGACUAUAUUCCCCUCCCAAAUGAAGUCCUCUACGCAAGGGAAUAUCAGAGUAUCUUGUUCAUAUCCGAUUCCGCCUACACUCGUCGAUUUAUUCGCUGGUUUUCUCUCUGCGCCCUCACUGAAGACUGCAUAUCGCCUAAGGGCGCUAUUGUUAACUGCACUUUACACGGGGAUCCAUUGCACGACAAGAUGAAUUGUCAUCGAUAUGAUCAAAAUUUGUGGAAUAUGAUCCAUCUUGAGUUUUUGUUCCAUCCCAUUGAGCGAGGGGCGAUUUCGCUGGGAUUGAUCGAUAAAUGGGGCAAUGGCACAGAAUUUAUCAGGAAUGUCCUUAGGGAAAGAGAUAGCCGGUAUCUUUGGUGGGGAUCUAAAUUUCUGGUGGUAAGAGCGGGGAGCCAAACUCCAAUCAAAGUGGAAUGUGCUGAACAGGCUAAUUCGUCAACCACUGCAGUUUUAAAAGAAAUUUUGCUUUAA
Molecule: messenger RNA, 1534 nt
Organism: Bursaphelenchus xylophilus (pine wood nematode)
Lineage: Eukaryota; Metazoa; Nematoda; Chromadorea; Rhabditida; Aphelenchoididae
Source: the annotation of a GenBank genome assembly